Molecule: messenger RNA, 2548 nt
Organism: Tribolium castaneum (red flour beetle)
Lineage: Eukaryota; Metazoa; Arthropoda; Insecta; Coleoptera; Tenebrionidae
Product: calpain-9
Exons: 11
Coding region: 196-2409 (737 amino acids)
Biological process (GO): proteolysis
Cellular component (GO): cytoplasm
Molecular function (GO): calcium-dependent cysteine-type endopeptidase activity
Source: RefSeq, a predicted model, not a curated record
UAGGUAUAGUAUAGUCGGUGCAUUUUCUUUCAUCCAGUGAUGCUUCGUCCGUUUGACAUUUUACAAGUCGGCAACUUAACGGUGCUACAACGUGCGUGUUUCAACAUCGGAGUAUAGUGUUUUUUUUAUUUGAAAACUGUGUUGGGGGAAUCACGCUUCAAAUAAUUCAAUUACGAGAUGAUUUCAUAAUGCGAGAUGCCUCACACGAUCUUACGGCCCCAUCAUCCCGUCAAUGGCUAUGCCCAUCAUUACACCCAGAAUGGACAUGUCAAAAAUAAUGGGCAUGGUGGCAUGAACGGUACCGGAAGACCGUGGAUGAACGGACACGCUACGAAACCGGAGGACAAGCAGUCGACUUUAUCGAGAUAUUGCACCACUGAACGGCAGCGCCACUCUUCCAACUACCAAGCAAUCCGUCGAGCAUGUCGCGAGAGAGGCUCCCUUUUCGAGGACCCGGAUUUUCCGGCGGGCCCUCGCGCCCUCUACCACCACAAGAAGCCGUCCCUGCACCCGAUCGUGUGGAUGAGGCCCCACGAAAUGUGCCAGAGGCCGCGAUUCAUCAGCGACAACAACAACUCCGGAGAGAUGCGAUUCGCUGUCGAAGCCGGAGAAUUGGGCGACCAAUGGCUUUUGGCAGCUGUGGCCUCUCUGGCUCUAACACCUCGAUUCCUGGACCGGAUCGUGCCUCCGGAUCAAGGAUUCGACAACUCGCAUAACUACUGCGGAGUUUUCAGGUUUCGAUUCUGGCACUUCGGCGAAUGGAAGGACGUGAUAGUGGACGACAAGCUCCCCACUUUCAAGGGGCGCCUCGUCCACUUGCACUGCUCCAACACCACGGAAUUCUGGGCAGCUUUGCUCGAAAAAGCCUACGCCAAAUUCUACGGCUGUUACGAGAAUCUGGCGCAAGGUUCAACCACUCGCGCCCUCCAAGACCUGACCGGUGGCAUCGUCCAAAGUUUCGGCCUCACUCAUCAGGACCGCUUUUUGACAUUUCAAGUGUUAAACAGCGCUGUUCCCAGAUCUAGUCUACUGAUUGCGACCGUCACUCAGGAAAAAGAGAACAAAAGACAGCUGAGGCUACGCAAUGGGCUGAUCACCCAGCACGCGUACAGUGUAACAGGGUUGGCCCGAGUGAGAGGGCCGCAGGGCGAAACACCGUUGGUAAGACUGAGAAACCCAUGGGCGCGGGGGGAGUGGACGGGGGCGUGGAGUGAGCGGUCGUGGGAGUGGGACGGGCUGUCUACCAGGGACAAGGAGUUGCUGAGUGUGCGCGUAGCGAACGAUGGGGAGUUCUGGAUGUCGUUUGAGGACUUUUCCAAGCAUUUCACGCAGUUGGAUUUGGUCCAUAUUGGGCCUGAUGAUUGGAUGAUGGAAAGUGCCUUACAUUCGAAGCAACCAUGGAGGGCGGUUCUGGCCAGGAGGCGCUGGAGGGCGGGGUAUAACGCUGGGGGCGGGCCCAGCUAUGUUGACACGACGUCAAUGAAUCCACAAUUUCAUGUCCAAAUUCCGAGGACUUCAAGCAAUAAAUGUCACGUUGUGGUGUCCAUAACGCAAAGUUAUGAAACUAGCGUUGCUGAUAGCAAAAAGAAGAAGCCUCUCUAUGCCAUAGGGUUUGCCGUUUAUGAAGUACCUCAUUCGAUGCAAAGGCUAACUCCUCACUUCGUUGCGGAACAAAAACCUCUAGAUGUCACUAACCACUCAAUUGCCAGAGAAGUCGUAACUUUCUUUACUUUACCUCCUGGUGACUACAUUGUAGUACCACAAACCAAUAUCCCCAACCUGGACGGCAAAUUCCUUUUAAGAGUUUUUACGGACGAACAGAGCAACAUUUGGGAAGUCAACGAAGAUAACAUGAUUAUAAGAAACAUUUCGUCAGAACUGAUGGAAGAAACAGGACCUGUUACGCCCGAAGGCAAGUCAAUUUUGUCAAAACUCCUCACAAAAUUCCCCCCAGAAGUUGAUGCUAGUCAGUUACAAAAAAUUCUGAGGGCCCACUGGAAGUCGUACUUGUCCGAAAAACCGUCGUUGGAACUGUGCAAAAGCUUGAUCAUGUUGCGUGAUUACAACAUUAGUGGCCGCAUUAACUUAAUGGAUAUUCCCGUGUUGAUGCAUAUGCUUCAAUUUUGGAGAUGCGCUUUCCAAAAAUUCGAACGAGGUCACGGCAAUGGUAAAACUUCAAGUUAUCAUCUUCGAGCUCUGUUAUGGGAGGCCGGGUGUACUGUUAGCAAUAAAGUUCUAGAAUGUUUGGUGCUUAGGUUUGCCAAAAAUCGGAUUCUGACAACAGAGAAUUACGUGAUGGCCUUAGUACGCUUGCAUUUAGCGCACGAACGGUACCAUAACAUUGAUACGAAGAUGAAGAGCAAUCCUUUGUCUUUAGAAGAAAUGAUCUUGAUGACUAUUUAUUCAUGAUAGCUUUCCGGUGAUGUGUCUAGAAGCCAAAGAAUCUCUCCCUCCAGUCUGACUGUAAAUAAAAUGUGCAAAUAUUCCCUAUUUAUUUAUAAUUUAAGUACAAUCGUGUAAACAUGCAACUAAUAUAUGUUUCUUUAGC